AUGUACGUGAGCUACCUCCUGGACAAGGACGUGAGCAUGUAUCCCAGCUCCGUGCGCCACUCCGGCGGCCUCAACCUGGCCCCGCAGAACUUCGUCAGCCCCCCGCAGUACCCGGACUACGGCAGCUACCAUGUGGCGGCCGCCGCCGCCGCGAACUUGGACAGCGCGCAGUCCCCGGGACCGUCCUGGCCGCCCGCGUACGGCGCCCCGCUCCGCGAGGACUGGAACGGCUACGCGCCGGGGGGCGCGGCGGCCGCCGCCAACGCCGUGGCCCACGGCCUCAACGGGGGCUCCCCGGCCGCCGCCAUGGGCUACAGCAGCCCCGCCGACUACCACCCGCACCACCACCCGCACCACCACCCGCACCACCCGGCCGCCGCGCCCUCCUGCGCCUCGGGCUUGCUGCAGACGCUCAACCCCGGCCCCCCCGGGCCCGCCGUCACCGCCGCCGCCGAGCAGCUGUCCCCCGGCGGCCAGCGGCGGAACCUGUGCGAGUGGAUGCGGAAGCCCGCGCAGCCGUCGCUCGGCAGCCAAGUGAAAACCAGGACGAAAGACAAAUACCGAGUCGUGUACACGGACCACCAGCGUUUGGAGCUGGAGAAGGAGUUUCACUACAGUCGCUACAUCACCAUCCGGCGGAAAGCCGAGCUGGCCGCCACGCUGGGGCUCUCCGAGAGGCAGGUUAAAAUUUGGUUUCAGAACCGCAGAGCAAAGGAAAGGAAGAUCAACAAGAAAAAGCUGCAGCAGCCGCCGUCGUCCCAGCCACAGGCUCCCCAACCGCAGCCCGGUCCCCUGAGAAGUGUCCCGGAGCCCCUGAGUCCCGUGUCUUCCCUGCAGGGCUCGGUGCCUGGCCCUGUCCCUGGGGUUCUGGGGCCGACUGGGGGGGUGUUAAACCCCACUGUCACCCAGUGA
Molecule: messenger RNA, 912 nt
Organism: Lagenorhynchus albirostris (white-beaked dolphin)
Lineage: Eukaryota; Metazoa; Chordata; Mammalia; Artiodactyla; Delphinidae
Gene: CDX2
Product: caudal type homeobox 2
Exons: 3
Coding region: 1-912 (303 amino acids)
Biological process (GO): anterior/posterior axis specification; animal organ morphogenesis; regulation of transcription by RNA polymerase II
Cellular component (GO): nucleus
Molecular function (GO): DNA-binding transcription factor activity, RNA polymerase II-specific; RNA polymerase II transcription regulatory region sequence-specific DNA binding
Source: RefSeq, a predicted model, not a curated record